Messenger RNA from Pistacia vera, 407 nucleotides. RefSeq lists its product as uncharacterized. The transcript is spliced from 2 exons. Lineage: Eukaryota; Viridiplantae; Streptophyta; Magnoliopsida; Sapindales; Anacardiaceae. The record is from RefSeq and is a predicted model, not a curated record. The coding region runs from base 72 to 407 and encodes 111 amino acids. Gene Ontology annotation, molecular function: glycosyltransferase activity.
CGCUAAACCCAAUUCUACUUUAACUAAAAUUAAAACAAACCCAUUUUCAUUUCAUUCUUGUGAAGUUAUCAAUGAAGGUGUUGCAAGUUGGAGUAUUGUCAAUAUGGCUAUCUGGGUUCAUCUUCAUUGCUCUCUCCUUUUAUGCUACUCGUAAGUUACCCAGCUUCAAUGAUGAUCGAAUCAGCCAUCACCUAUUUAAUCACAGCGCUCCUAAAAUUGCAAUAUUCAGUGCACCUGCCCCCUUUACCGGUUCUGUUGGAUCCAGGCAGAGUCUAGCUAUUCGGUCUUGGCUUGGUUUGUCACCGCAAAUAACGGUUCUUCUCUUCACCCAACACCCUUCUGCAUUUGCUUUUGCUAGGGACUUCGGUUCUCGACUAAUGGUGGAACCCAAUAUCGAUUUCACGUAA